AUUCGAAACAUUGGCAACACAGCAACGUACUGUCAUGGUGGAGUCUCCUUUUGUGCUGUGACCUAGUUAGUAAACUUCCUUGGCCAUUUUGUCUGCGAAUCUCGAUUGUAAAAUCUCAUGCCAAAUCCGAACAAAACGCUCUCUUUCAGUUUAUUAAACGUAUUUUAUUGAUAUCGCCGCCAUUUUAGUAAUUGCCCCUACCCUGUUCACGGUUUAGAACUGGGUAUUGUUCGUUUGUGUAGGCCUACUCCCACCCUUCCCUGUUGGUCCGUGUUCCAGGGGGGCGACAACGUAAUAUUAUUUGACUGGAUUUCAAAUUGAAUUAUACACGCUGUAUAACAUUUUCUUCUCAAAUAACCAUAAACUGCAGUGAGUUAUAUUGUGUCAUGGCAGUGCUGACGGGCUACCAGUGUUUUAAGCAUCACUAAAAUGUGGCUCUAUUGAGUGAAUUUUAAAGGUGUUCCACUGUGAUCUUUUACACACAAAGAAACAUUUUAUCAACUUAAAGUGUCAAACAUCCAAAUCAGCUGCUCACUUUUAUUGGUACAAUGGGCUCCAGCAAAAACAUUCCUAUGGAUAAGGUCAAUCUGAGACUGAUUCUUGUCUCUGGCAAGACUAAAGAGUUUCUUUUCUCUCCUGAGGACUCUGCUUCAGAGAUCGCACAGUUUGUUUUUGACAAUUGGCCAGAAGAAUGGAAUGAAGAAGGUGUGUCAAGAGCAGAGAUACUUCGCUUGAUAUACCAGGGUAGAUUUUUACAUGGAAAUGUAACCUUGGGAGCAUUGGGUCUACCGCCCGGUCGCACUUCAGUAAUGCAUCUCGUUCCACGAGAAACUCUACCUGAACCUAAUUCUCAAGAUCAACGACAAAAAAGUAAAAGUGGACGCAGUAGCUGCUGUUCGAUUUCCUGCGCCAUUCUCUAGAAGGAAGGUAGAUCGGGACAUCAAUGGUUUUGAAUUUCAUAUAAAAAUGAUUGUUUUAUCCCUAUCACCCCUUAAAAAAAUGUUGAAGAUUUAAAAGUGAAGUUUGCAAGUAUUAGAAAAAAAUUCUCCACGUGAAUUUUGUAAAAAUUUUGUAAAUACCCAAUCAGCAUGUAACGCGCUGAAGGUCAUUAUUGCGGUUUACAACAGAAGAACGAGGAAUGGUUGAGAUCAAAUUCCAUUUGCGCGUAUGUGUAGUGAAUUUCCAUUCAUUCAUAGUUUUUGUGGGUAAUUUUUCUGUGUGGAGACCAGAGCAUAAGCCCUAAACCAUAAAAGUAAUUUGAAAUUUCCUUUUCGUUGGAUGGAAUUCACUUUGCCCCUCCUCGUUCUAGAUUUUCGAACUUUAAGAAAAGUAGGCGGCUGAAAUGUUUCCCCUGUUAUUUUUAAUUAUUUUGCCCACCCCGUUAAUGAUUUGGGGUCGCUCCAAACCCGUAUUUUAUUUGCAUGCAUUAAAAAACCAUCCGUCUAUUCUUUUCCCGCGCCUAUCCGAAUACACAAAACAAACUAAA
Messenger RNA from Daphnia pulicaria, 1486 nucleotides. RefSeq names its product ubiquitin-like protein 3. Bases 549 to 920 code for a protein of 123 amino acids. Gene Ontology annotation, molecular function: protein binding. NCBI's taxonomy places the organism in Eukaryota, Metazoa, Arthropoda, Branchiopoda, Diplostraca, Daphniidae. The transcript has 4 exons. The record is from RefSeq and is a predicted model, not a curated record.